ACCCCGGUUUUUGGAAUCGGCCUGCUGGUUGGAACGCUGGUGUGGUUGCGUAGUUUUCUACACGGACAUCAUUCAGGUAGUGCAUGACGCAAUUGAAAUGGAGGAGGAUAUGUUUUUAGCUAGUCGCUAGCGGUGUGAAGAGAAUGUCUGGGACUGUGGCGCACAUAUAUCCGGAGUUGCAGGCUGUUUUCCCGGGCUCUGAGGCGGAGUUUCCACUGCAGUUCGGUGAGAAGGUGGAGCCCAGCAUCGUGUCCGUGCUGAAACUGGCGAGGAAGCAGCUGUACAGCAGCGCAGAACCCUCCCUGCUCGCCCAAAAUGCCCAGGUCAUCCUGGACUUCGCCUGGGAAAAGCUCAACACGGGAACCUGGCGAGACGUGGACAAGGAGUGGAGACGGGUGUACUCCUACGGCUGCCUGUUCAAAGCUGCCAGCCUUUGCUGGGGAGAAGCCUCCGAAGCCGCGGGGCAGGAAGCCAUUAGGUCAUGUGACAUGGGACUGCUGAUGGGGGCAGCCAUCAUGGAUAACAUACUGCAGACUGUGGUGGGAAUCCUGCAUGGGAAAUUUAGGAAGAGAUGCCCUGAAGAGGAGGAUUCCAAUGAAGGCCCAGAUAUGAAGAGGUUGAGGACGGAGCGUGCCUUCGCGCCUGAGGUCGGCGCAGAAACGGCCGUCCCCAGGAUGCAGUGUCCCUCCCUGGAGAGUUUUGGCUCGCUCUUCCUCGCUCCACGCAAACCGGUCAUAUUACAGGGUGUCAUAGACCACUGGCCUGCCUGCAAGGACCACCGCUGGAGCAUUGACUACCUGCGGAGAACAGCUGGCUGCCGGACCGUUCCUGUGGAACUGGGCUCCCGGUACACCGAUGAAGAAUGGUCGCAAUCACUCAUCACAGUCAAUGAGUUUAUAGACCGUUAUAUCACUGGAACAGUAGAGGGCGGUCCUGUGGGAUACCUGGCUCAGCAUCAGCUCUUUGAUCAGAUUCCUGAACUGAAAGAAGACAUCCGUAUCCCUGAUUACUGCUGCCUUGGGGAGGGAGAGGAAGACGACAUCACUAUCAAUGCUUGGUUUGGGCCUGCGGGGACAGUGUCUCCUCUCCACCAGGACCCCCAGCAGAACUUCCUGGCCCAGGUCGUCGGCAGGAAGUACAUUCGGCUCUACUCCCCAGAGGACAGUGAGAAGCUGUACCCACACCAGUCUCACCUACUCCACAACACCAGCCAGGUGGACGUGGAGCGUCCAGAUGUGGAUCGCUUCCCGGAGUUUGCGAAGGCCCCCUAUCAGGAGUGCGUCUUGGAGCCCGGAGAGGUGCUGUUCAUCCCGGUCCAGCACUGGCACUACGUCCGUGCCCUGGACCUCAGCUUCUCCGUCAGCUUCUGGUGGUCCUGACCAACGGCCCCGGCUCGGGUCCUGCUGCUGAGCUGUCCGUCGAACCCUUACUGCGUCACACUGUUUUUUUAGGACAAACACGGGCCUGACGCACAGCGGAGACCAAAAGCCUGAGGACACUGGUCACAAGUCCUGCUCGUCUUCAUUCAUCAAGGAAUAAUGCGACUCCAAUUACACGUCUUAUUCAGGAAUACGCUAUAGGAGGACGGUUGCAGACCAAAAUUAUAAAAAACAUUUCCAAACGCUCGUAUGAAACGGGAGGCUUUGUGAAUAUGUGGUUCCUCCACCAUAAGGUUGUUGCAUCCUUUAUCCCAUUCAAGCAUUAACACGUGAAAUAUAACACGUGAGAAAUAAGUGCUACAUACACAGCAAAAAAAAGAACUCUUGGUGGCUAGGAAGAGCUUUUUUGUGGGGAUGAAAAACGUUAAUCAAAAAGCAAAACAAGAACAGAGGCUAAAAUGCCUUUGUUGCAUUGGCAGGUUCAAAAUAAAAAUAAUAAAAUACUCAAACACAUUUUGACAACAGGGAAUAAGCUAUACCUGCAGAACAAUGGUACGUCAGCAACAAUAAGCCUUAAUUAGCUACACCUUUGUCUAAAUCAGGAGGUUGCGGUGUGGCUAACAUGUUCACCUAUAGAAUUAAUAACAAACUGUGAAUCAAUAUUGAUGCAUGGUUUGUUAGGCCGGUGAGUUAUUCACUUAUCGGGAACUUUUUGCCGAAAGAAUUCUACAGGUUAACAUGUUAGCCACACCUCUGCUUAUUGAUUUAGAGAGAGGUGUAGCUAAUGAAGGUUUAUUGUUUGUCAUCUAAACACCAUAGUUCUGCAACUCUGGUCUACUCCCUGAUGAAGGUAACCGAAAUGCAUUGGGAGUAUUUUAUAGUUUCUAUUUUGAUUUUAUAGUUGCCAGUUCAAUAAAGCCAUUUUAACUAUGUGGACAGGGUACCUUGGUUCCUGAUUUGUCUUUUGAUUAACAAAUGUGUUCCUAAAACUGAAUAUGUAUACAUCUUGGCUAUUAACUAAAACCAUCUAUUUAAUUGAAUGAAUCUGCCAUUGUACUUGAUGUUGCUAUGUUUUACUACCUACAAAUACCUACAAAACGUGUUGAACAAGAAGCAUAAACAGAGCGUCAUAAUUGUAUUAGCCCUUGUUAAUUAAUGAUAAACAAUCAAUUCUUGUUGAUAGUGUUCUCAGACCUUUGGUCCCCACUGUACUUUAAGAUACAGGGGUACAGGUACAGUGUGGUUUUGUACAUAGAUUGUUACGGCAUUAUGCGCUUUCAGAGUUGAAAAAGUGACCCCACCCACUCUUCAGUAAGGGUGCGUUUCUAUAGAUGCGUUACCCUGCAGAAAAUAAAAAAUUUUGCCAAACGAA
Molecule: messenger RNA, 2751 nt
Organism: Anguilla rostrata (American eel)
Lineage: Eukaryota; Metazoa; Chordata; Actinopteri; Anguilliformes; Anguillidae
Gene: kdm8
Product: lysine (K)-specific demethylase 8
Exons: 8
Coding region: 144-1379 (411 amino acids)
Cellular component (GO): nucleus
Molecular function (GO): histone H3K36 demethylase activity
Source: RefSeq, a predicted model, not a curated record